AUUUUUUUUGGAGGGGUCGUUUCUCUCGCUUUCCCGUUCAGUUUCUUGGUGCUUUCUCUUCAUCCUAACAAGUUUCCAAAGUGGGAAAAGAACUAGCAGUAAAAGACGAUGGUUAGGGACGAUUUGUACAUCACUGUCCCGAGCUUCUUUCGAUGUCCGAUAUCGCUCGACGUGAUGAAAUCCCCUGUGAGUUUAUCUACCGGCGUGACCUACGAUCGUUCUAGCAUCCAGCGCUGGUUUGACAAUGGUAACAACACGUGCCCCGCCACCAUGCAGGUCCUUCAGAGCAAGGAACUGGUCCCUAACCGGACCUUGCAGCGACUCAUCCAGAUCUGGUCCGAAUCAGUCCAGCACCGGGUUGACUCCGCCGAGUCGUCUCCCAAGCCUUGCCUUACCAAAAGCCAAGUCACCGAGCUAAUUCAACGAGCGGACCGUGAAGCGGACUCGUCUGUUGAUUUUUUGUCAAAAAUCGUUUGUUUCGCCAGGGAGUCCGACGAAAACCGGAAAUUUCUCGCCGGAGCAGAUGGCUUCGUCCCGAUGCUGGUAGAAUUUCUUUGCAAUGCCAGCGCUGGAGCUUCCAGAGUCAUCGAUUUUUUGGAGCUGGUGGUUAGGGCUAUGGAUAUGAUUCGUAAUGAUGUUAAAGACAUGGAGAAGCUGAGAAAAUCGAUGCUGAAGAGCGACCGCGAUUGCUUGCGCUCGCUUGUUCUCGUUCUUCAACAAGGGAGCGUAGAAUCAAGAAUCGGAUCGGCUAGGGUUUUGGAAUCCAUCGCCAUCGACGCGGAAUCGAAACUAAUUAUUGCCGAGAAAGAAGAGCUAUUAUCCGAAUUGUUGAAACUAAUCAGUCCUGAGAAAGAUCCAAACCUAAUCGAAGCCGGAUUGUCGUGCCUAAUCGCGAUAUCCAAGCCCCGGCGAGUCAAGGUGAAACUUGUCCAACUAGGCGCAGUGAAAUCCCUAGCGAAGUCGCUAUCGGAACCGAAUCUGAGCGUUUCGGUCACUGAAAAGGUGCUGAAGCUCCUUGAAACGGCGUCGUCCGUCAAGGAAGGGUGGUCAGAGAUCGGCGGCGACUCGAAUUGCGUGGCGAGGAUUGUUCAGAGGUUACUGAAAGUUUCGAGCGCGGCCACCGAACACGCGGUAACGGUGCUCUGGAGUGUCUGUUACCUCUACCGUGAGAGGGCGGCGCAAGAGGCCGUAGCGAAGGCCAACGGUGUGACGAAGAUAUUGCUUCUGAUGCAGAGCAAUUGCUCGCCGGCUGUUCGCCAAAUGUCGGCGGACUUACUUAAAAUCUUUCGACUUAGCUCCAAAUCUUUCAUUUCGUGUUAUGAUACUAAGACCACACAUAUCAUGCCUUUCUGAUAUGACCCCUUUUUUAUUUUAUUUUUUGUUUUAUUUUUUACAUUUUAGUCUCUCUCUGUCUUUCUGUUUGAAGAAAUAGAAAGUAAGAAAGCAAAAAAAAAAAAUUGUUGUAAAUGAAAAGGAAAUUUUGUUAGUGAAGAAGAAUACAAAAGAAGAAAUUAAUUUGAUUUUUACUAGCUA
Humulus lupulus (European hop) is the source of this 1533-nucleotide messenger RNA. Its product is annotated as U-box domain-containing protein 27-like. The transcript has a single exon. Lineage: Eukaryota; Viridiplantae; Streptophyta; Magnoliopsida; Rosales; Cannabaceae. Gene Ontology annotation, biological process: protein ubiquitination. The record is from RefSeq and is a predicted model, not a curated record. Gene Ontology annotation, molecular function: ubiquitin protein ligase activity. The coding region runs from base 109 to 1353 and encodes 414 amino acids.